Rhodotorula graminis WP1 is the source of this 264-nucleotide messenger RNA. RefSeq lists its product as uncharacterized. Gene Ontology annotation, biological process: translation; ribosomal small subunit assembly. Gene Ontology annotation, cellular component: ribosome; cytosolic small ribosomal subunit. Gene Ontology annotation, molecular function: RNA binding; structural constituent of ribosome. Bases 1 to 264 code for a protein of 87 amino acids. The record is from RefSeq and is a predicted model, not a curated record. Lineage: Eukaryota; Fungi; Basidiomycota; Microbotryomycetes; Sporidiobolales; Sporidiobolaceae. The transcript is spliced from 3 exons.
AUGCUGCCGACCACGCCCCUGUGGGCACGAGCUGCCUGGAAAGGACCCGCCUUCACCGCCUUCCCCGGCAUCAGCCAGGCGAUCAAGACCAACACGCCCAUCCGGACGGCCUCGCGCGCGUGCACCAUCUUGCCAAACUUCAUCGGAAUGCGCUUCCUCGUGCACAACGGCAAGCAGUACGUGCCGCUGCAUGUCACGCCCGAGAUGGUUGGGCACAAACUCGGCGAGUUUGCCCCGAGCCGUCAGCCUUACCGCGGCAAGUGA